GAUAGUGUCUCUCAAUCCCCUUCACCUCGACCCCUCUUCUUCCUUCCAUUCCCUAUGUCUUUCCUUUAAAUCUAAUGAACUAAAUUCACCGUCAGCAUGUUUCAUUGUAUUGGUAUGUACUCGAUCAUCCCCUUUGCUAAGUUUAUAUAUCCUUCUUAGAAUUGAAACAAAAAAAAAGUGUAUACUUACUACGUUCAGCAGAAUCAUUGCUCCGAUUGUUACGUGCUGAUGCUCAGAGACUAAGUCUCAUGGUCGGUUGAUCAUCCCAGCAUCUUACCUCCGGCUGGUGCCAUUUGGGAUCCCUUUUUUCUUUUUCUUAUUCCUUCUCGUCCAACCGGCAGGUGAUUUAACACAAACCAUGACCUCCAUCACAUGUCAUCGCCAGUCGCAUCCCCACGGCGGCUAUACUUACAGCGUGCCGCACGGGGAUCACCAUAACAAUAGCAACAAUAGCCGCCCUCUCCACAUGGUUCAAACUACUCUUACGCCAACUGCUCUGGGUCCAGGCACCGGAAAUCCUCCGUCCUGUCUGGCUGGUUCCCAGUUACCUCCAUCCCUCGAUAUCUCUUCUCCUAACCUAAACGCCCUGUCGGAUACCGAGACCACCCUGGAACUCACCAAAAUCACCGUGGAUACGUCCAAAACUGCCUCCAUCUCCUACGAUCUUGCUGACGAUAUGGGACUGAGCAUGGCAGAAUCUCCAACUAACCAUACAAACAUCUCCCCGGGGCUAUCUCCUACCCCCGACAAACCUCGGAUUUCAAAACGGAAACGAACUUCCUCACCACCAUCACCCUCUUCGACGAGUCCCGGGGACCAUCGUCGUUCAACAUCUCGAAGUACUCGACGCUCGGCACAAACUAAUCGCCAGAGCUCGUUGCAUUCCCAUCGUCGCGCAGCUACCCUUACGGCCCCCCUAACUCCAUCAGUUUCCACCAAAGAUCAGGAGUCCAAGCGUGAAGAUCUUCUGGCCUUGCACCGAGAAUCUUGUCGGCUGUUUCAAGACAGCGGCCGGCAUGAAAGAGCAUCGCUUUCCCCAACUACCUACUCUAGUCCUCCACGCACAGUUCGCACAUCAUCAGAAGCGGGUUCGCCCCCGGUUUCCCCAGUUUUACCGACUCAAUUCUCGAUGGUCAGUGAAGACCUAACCGGCCAAGAUCCUCAAAAGGACCCCGUUCUCCAUACUGUGCCCAUCACCAGCACCAUCCUCGAUGAUGGUUAUAUUUCUCCAAUCCAGACCUCGGCCACCGUAAUUGACUGGACGUCUCCGUCAACGCGGAGACGCGAAUAUAAGAAGAUCGACCGUGCCAGCAGCGGGGUACGGGGCUUCUGGCGACGGGUCGCCCCAAAAUGGUGCCAGUUCGGCCAUGAUCGCACGCCUUUCUUUGAAGAAAAGGGUGGCAAAAGAAACUACGAGGGUAGUGUGCGACGGUUCCGCAUGGAUCUCCCUGAGGAACCCAUCCCGGAGCGUAAGACGAGCGCCAUUCAAGCGCUGAAGCUAAAGCAAAAAUUAGGGACGGUAAAGAUGGGCAGUCGCCGGAGGAGCGAGUAGUCGAGUCGUUACAUUCCCCUUUUAAACAUUGGCAGCCCCCAGCUGUGCAACAUUCGUUAGCAAAACAAAGCCUGGAGCUUUCCAAAGUUCCGAGUCAUGACCCUCAGUCAGAGUGAGGUGUGUUGAACACAUGUCACAGAUGCCUUGUGAGACUUGAGACUGUCGUUGAUUUAUUAACCCUUGCAUGGGCGGGA
Messenger RNA from Aspergillus alliaceus, 1746 nucleotides. RefSeq lists its product as uncharacterized. Lineage: Eukaryota; Fungi; Ascomycota; Eurotiomycetes; Eurotiales; Aspergillaceae. The record is from RefSeq and is a predicted model, not a curated record. Bases 359 to 1552 code for a protein of 397 amino acids. The transcript has a single exon.